AUGGCGAACGUUGUCGAUACUAAAUUAUAUGACAUCCUUGGGGUGCCACCCACUGCCACUGAAAAUGAGUUAAAAAAGUCAUACCGGAAGCUGGCAAAGGAAUAUCACCCCGACAAGAAUCCAAAUGCAGGCGACAAGUUCAAGGAGAUAAGUUUUGCAUACGAAGUGUUGACUAAUCCAGAGAAGAAAGAGCUCUAUGAUCGCUAUGGGGAGCAGGGCCUGCGGGAAGGAGGUGGAGGUGGCGGGGGGAUGGAUGACAUCUUCUCCCACAUCUUUGGUGGUGGACUCUUUGGCUUCAUGGGUGGACAGGGGCGUAGCCGAAAUGGUGGUAGGCGAAGAGGAGAGGACAUGGUUCACCCACUCAAAGUUUCAUUGGAAGACCUGUACAAUGGGAAAACGACUAAACUGCAGCUGAGCAAGAAUGUUCUUUGUGGCACUUGUAAUGGUCAGGGUGGGAAGACGGGGGCCGUUCAGAAGUGUGUGGCCUGCAGGGGUCGUGGUAUGCGCAUCAUGAUCAGACAGUUGGCUCCUGGGAUGGUCCAACAGAUGCAGUCAGUUUGCACCGAUUGUAAUGGAGAAGGUGAGGUUAUCAAUGAGAAAGACCGCUGUAAAAAGUGUGAGGGCAAGAAGGUGAGCAAGGAGGUGAAAAUCCUGGAGGUCCAUGUCGAUAAAGGCAUGAAGCACGGACAGAAGAUCACCUUCGGAGGGGAAGCGGACCAGGCACCUGGGGUGGAGCCGGGAGACAUUGUCCUCGUCCUGCAAGAGAAGGAACACGAGAUAUACAAAAGAGAGGCCCAUGACCUGCACAUGACCCAUAAGAUUGGCCUCGUUGAAGCACUUUGUGGAUUCCAGUUUACAUUGAAACACUUGGAUGGCAGACACAUUGUAGUCAAGUACCCUGCUGGCAAGGUCAUUGAACCAGGCUCCAUCAGAGUUGUUCGAGGAGAGGGAAUGCCACAGUACCGUAAUCCUUUUGAAAAAGGAGACCUCUAUAUUAAAUUUGAAGUGCAGUUCCCAGAUAACAACUGGAUCAGCCCUGAGAAACUCACAGAGCUAGAGGACUUGCUGCCAAUCCGUGCCGAGACUCCCAUAGUAUCUGGGGACGCGGAGGAGGUGGACCUGCAGGACUAUGACGUUAGCCAGGGCUCGUCUGGAGGCCGACGCGAGGCCUACAACGACAGCUCAGAUGAGGAGGGAGGUCACCACGGCCCGGGAGUCCAGUGUGCGCACCAGUAGCACCUAGUGCAUGGGAAGCUGUAUGUGUUGCCCAGCAGAAAUGGUGUGGUUCAGACUUUCUGGUUUGCCUUCACUAUGAUUAAAACCUAUCCACCCUUUCACUUUCCCCACUGUAAUAAACGCACAGCCCUCCCAGUCCCUAUCACUCAUCUCUCCAUGUGGCAACACCAGAUAAGACAGAAAAAGGUCUCCUUCGCUUGGUGUGUAACUGGCAUUUUUGUUCAUAGUAUUUACAAUUUAAACUAACCAUAAAAAUGCAGUUUUGGUCUCAGUUUCCAGACUACAAGUCAAGGAGAGUCUAAAAACAUUUUCUUUAGGUUUGUAUUUGUGCUUCAUUUUUACCGCUUUAUUUUCUUUCUAGGUUUUUACUUUUGUUUUCCUUUCAAUGUUUUAAAAUUCAAAGAGAAGACAUUGUGUAUAAUAUUAAAGUGAUUGUCAGUAAGCUUUAUCUGCUGCGCCUAUACGAACUGGUGUGAUAAGACAAAAUUAUAUUGCCUGUAUCUGUUCUCAACCCAGGUGCAUGUUAACACUGCAUUGGUUCCUGCACUGAUUGAACAUUCAAUCUAAUGCAAAGUUGAGUAAACGAUUAUUUCAAAGCAGCGUCAAUUCUGUGAAACAUGGUUGAAGAAGUUGUUAAAUAAACAUUUGUCAAAUUCAGCAGAA
Molecule: messenger RNA, 1899 nt
Organism: Esox lucius (northern pike)
Lineage: Eukaryota; Metazoa; Chordata; Actinopteri; Esociformes; Esocidae
Gene: dnaja2a
Product: DnaJ heat shock protein family (Hsp40) member A2a
Exons: 9
Coding region: 1-1236 (411 amino acids)
Biological process (GO): response to heat; protein refolding
Cellular component (GO): cytosol; cytoplasm
Molecular function (GO): Hsp70 protein binding; ATP binding
Source: RefSeq, a predicted model, not a curated record